AUGACUGUGUCAGCCCCCAAUCCAGUUCCCCUGUUCAUUGGGAAUCAACCCGUGACAUCCAGUGAGCUGUUUGAAGUGACCAAUGCGGGAACGGGAUCAACCACCCAAGCCUACGGUGCAACACCAGAUAUUGUCAAGGAGGCAAUUCAAAGCGCCUUCGAGGCAUUUAGCACAUGGAAGGAAACAAGUCCAUGGGUGCGGCGGGAACUUUUUCAACGGGCUGCCCAAAUUCUUAGUCAAAACAAAGGCGAAAUAGCGAAUCUUCUCAAAAUUGAAACUCCGAUUGACGGGUUUCUCAUUGAUGGAAUCAAUAUCCAACUGUCGAUAGACCUACUAGAGGAGCUUGCCUGUCAAAUGGUUGGCCUAGCAAGCAGCACCAUGCUACCCGGAAAGAACGAUACUAGUUCGUUUGCAAUUACGAUAAAGGAACCAUUGGGGGUUAAUGUUGGCAUUGCCCCCUGGAACGCCGCACUAUUCUUGGGUCUUCGUGCGGUAGCCACGCCGAUCGCAUGUGGAAAUACAGCUAUCCUCAAGGCAUCAGAGAUGUCUCCUUUGGUACAUCACUUCAUCGGUUCUCUUUUUAAGGAGGCUGGGUUUCCUCCAGGAGUGUUGAAUAUAGUUCAGCAUCGUCCGGAGGAUGCGAUCAAAAUUGUGGAUGCGCUCAUCACCGAUGAUCGCGUCCGGAAAAUAAAUUUCACUGGGAGCACUAACGUGGGUAAGAUUAUUGCUUCAAAAGCUGCCGCCUAUGGCAAACCGUCUCUUCUUGAAUUAGGAGGCAAAGCCCCAAUGAUUGUAUUCGAAGACGCAAACUUAGAUCUGGCUGCGGAGGCGGCUGCCAUUGGAGCAUUUGAACAUCAUGGCCAAGUUUGUAUGUCCACCGAGCGAAUUUUGGUGGCGGAAAAGGUGUUUGCAGAGUUCACGUCUAAGCUGGGCGAGUGCGUACGGAAUAUUCGAGCCAGCAUAUACCCAGGUGCAUCAAAGCCCCAUGUCGAUAAGGUGACGGACCUGAUAUCGGAUGCAAUGGGUCAGGGAGCUCGAAAUUUAAUGGCAGAAAACCACAACAGCGAGACAGUGGAACGAAACGGCUCAAGACUUGAGCCCAUAAUCCUGACUAAUGUGACGCGAGAAAUGUCCAUUUGGAAAACUGAAACCUUUGCCCCAGUGGCUGUCUUAAUGCCUUUCACUUUACCCGAUGAGGCUAUAUCUCUGGCUAAUGACUGCCCGUAUGGCUUGUCGUCCAGCAUUUUCUCCCAAGAUAUUCUCAAAGCAAUUGAGUUGGCAAAACGAAUUGAUGCUGGAGCAGUUCAUAUCAACUCAAUUACCAUCCAUGAUGAGGCCCAUUUACCACAUGGAGGGACCAAGGCGAGCGGCUGGGGACGUUUUGGAGUCCCAUGGGGAUUCUCCGAGUUCACUCAAUUAAAAACGAUAACAGUCUCUAAUGGGCGCAUGGCUAAGUGA
Messenger RNA from Talaromyces proteolyticus, 1458 nucleotides. Its product is annotated as aldehyde dehydrogenase domain-containing protein. The record is from RefSeq and is a predicted model, not a curated record. The coding region runs from base 1 to 1458 and encodes 485 amino acids. Gene Ontology annotation, molecular function: succinate-semialdehyde dehydrogenase (NAD+) activity. The transcript has 3 exons. Lineage: Eukaryota; Fungi; Ascomycota; Eurotiomycetes; Eurotiales; Trichocomaceae.